AUUACAUAUUGUUUGAUACCUAAGCUUAGGCCUAAAUGAUUAAUAUAUAUUUUUGAGAAAGAGCGUGAGUUCAAAAUGGCGGAGUAUUUGGCAUCAAUAUUUGGUACAGAAAAAGAUAAGGUAAAUUGCUCAUUCUACUUUAAGAUUGGAGCAUGUAGACAUGGAGAUCGCUGCUCACGAAUUCACAACAAGCCGACAUUUAGUCAGACUGUUUUGAUACAGAACUUGUACCAUAAUCCUCAGAACUCGGCUCAGUCAGCAGAUGGAUCACAUUUAUUGACAACAACUACUGUUGGUGAAGAGGAAAUUCAAGAACAUUUUGAUAAUUUUUUUGAAGAUGUGUUUAUAGAAUUGGAAGACAAGUAUGGAGAGAUUGAAGAGAUGAAUGUGUGUGACAAUCUUGGAGAUCAUCUUGUUGGCAAUGUUUAUGUGAAGUUUCGACGUGAAGAAGAUGCCGAGAAAGCAGUGGCAGAUUUAAACAACCGAUGGUUUGCAGGAAGACCUGUCUAUGCUGAACUUUCUCCAGUGACAGACUUCAGAGAAGCUUGUUGUCGACAGUAUGAAAUGGGUCAUGGGCACAUGCGUGGGACACACUAUAUAACCUUUGUUUUAACCUUGAAAAGUGUGAUACUAACCACAUGUGUGGAAUUUUGUACCACCAUGAAGAAAUGGUAUUCCCCAUCAAAGUUUCCUAAGUUUAUCAGUUUCAAGUUUCAAAAAUUCAGAUAAGUAAUGAAAUAUUAAAUGUUUUUAUUGUGUACCAAAAAAUAAGCCUAGCAUUGGGAGAGUUGUUUAUAUAUAAAUGUGGUAGUUAAAGAGGAUUUUUAUGUUAAGAAAACCUGGAAAUGUUCUUAAUGAUAUCGUAAUUAUAAGUCUUAUAGUGGUGUCAUUCCUCCAGAGUUGGCUAAUAACAACAUUGCUGUUUCUGGUAAAACUUAAAAGAAACGUGAGAAAUAUGAAGAGUUGAGCCUAAUGAACAGUGUUUUGUCAUGUUAUUAAAAACAUUGGUUUUGAAUACAAAUCAAUAUUAUUUUUACUAAAGCUUUAAUUGUUAGAGAAUAAAAUUUUUUGAGAAAAAUAUAAUCGUGUUAAAAUGGAUACUUUAAAUUGGAAAAGGCUUUUAACAGAAGUAUUUUUCACAUUUCAAAAUGUGACUGUUGCUGCUGCUUGCUUGUGAAUAAAGUAUGUGAUAUAAUAAGCUUCAGUGGUUUUGUAGUUUAUGUGGUACUUAUAAAUUCAUUAUAUCUGUUCUGUAUCUCAAAUUUUAAGAAAUGUCUCCAACUUUAUUUGUCACAUAAUUAAAAGUUUAGUUAAAAAUGUUACAAAAUUAAUUUUUUAGAUUGUUUGAUGUACUUUACAAGUUUCUGUUAUUUUUAUUAUUUGUAUAUAUAAUAAAAUUAACAAUUAAGUAAUAGAACACAUAACUGCUAAUUUAUGAAAACUUUAAACUUGGUGGAUAUUAAUUACUUCAAUAUCUUUAAUUUUGAUACAUUUUUUGUAAAGAGUGAAAAAACUUUUUUCUUUUAUACCUCUUAAUAAGUAACACGUUGUCAGUACCACAAUUUAAUGUAGAAACAUAUUACAAAAUUUGAUGUAUGAAGGUAACAUAACAACAAACUGAACUCCCUUGUAUCUUCUCAAU
Molecule: messenger RNA, 1642 nt
Organism: Limulus polyphemus (Atlantic horseshoe crab)
Lineage: Eukaryota; Metazoa; Arthropoda; Merostomata; Xiphosura; Limulidae
Gene: U2af38
Product: splicing factor U2AF 35 kDa subunit-like
Exons: 7
Coding region: 76-729 (217 amino acids)
Biological process (GO): mRNA splicing, via spliceosome
Cellular component (GO): U2AF complex; spliceosomal complex
Molecular function (GO): pre-mRNA 3'-splice site binding; metal ion binding
Source: RefSeq, a predicted model, not a curated record